Phytophthora nicotianae INRA-310 is the source of this 1599-nucleotide messenger RNA. RefSeq lists its product as hypothetical. The coding region runs from base 1 to 1599 and encodes 532 amino acids. The record is from RefSeq and is a predicted model, not a curated record. NCBI's taxonomy places the organism in Eukaryota, Oomycota, Peronosporomycetes, Peronosporales, Peronosporaceae. The transcript has a single exon.
AUGACAGAGCCCCAGACAGCGGAUGAGAAUGCAUCUACUGAGUCGGGUAUCGAACAGCACAAGGUUCAGCUAGAGAGUGUCAGUGAAGGUGAACCACAGGAUGAAGGAGAGGUCCCAUCCGUGACUGUAUCAAAACCAAUGGACAAGUUGUAUGCCUUCGCGUUGCAACUCAUGGAGGAGUUUUUAGCGCGACACAAGUUAGAAGAAACGUUAACCGCGAUGCAAGCCGAACUCGAACGAAAAGGAAUUCCACGCCCUGACGACAAACUGUGGUUUGAAAUGCACAACAGUUGCCGCGUAGCACUGUCUAGAGGUAAUUCAAGUUGCAGCAGUACGUUGGAGAAGCUUUUAGCCUUCUGCGUGUCCCCCAAGGCAGCCCGAGCAGCGGGAGCACUAGCGUUGGAUGUCAAAACCCCGCCAGUUACAUUAUGUCUAGCGUCUCCGCAGCCCAACAGUAUCUCCAAGCUGAAACAGACGUCAUUCUCUUUGAAACAGGCUUACAGUCAAAUGCUCUCGCCUGUCGUUCGGCCAAGUCAACGAUACAAAUACGGGGCUCCUUCAACACCUGGCCAUCCCAAUACUAACGCUUCAGUAUCCGCGAACAAAGGGGGACUAUCGUCCCUUUCAGAGCUCGAAAUGGACAACAGUCUUCAGCUUGACUCAAGAUCAUCGUCUUCGUUAGGACCUGUUGAAACCAAGCAACAGUGCUCAUCCAGCAAAAAGCAUAAACCAAAGAAGAAGCGCAAUCACGGCAAUGACAACAACAAAGCCACAUCCCAUCCAAGCCCACAUCCUUCACGGACUGAAAGCUCAAUGGUAAUGGCGUUCGACGAGCAGAUCAAGCGAGACUUGUCCUGUGGUCGAAUUCUAGCUCGAGAACUCCGAAAUCUUCGUGUUGAACAAGCGAAAUGCGACUCGCUACGUCGGAGUACAGCAUCACUAGAAGCAGCGCUAGCAAGGCACGACCCGUAUGCUAAAGAGCUCGUCCGCGAGCGCUACGGCUUCAUUCAUCGUGUAGAAUGUGCGUUGUGUACAUUCCCGUUCCUCCCUGUCAACUUGCCACACCGCGUGUCUUUCAAGUGUAUCAUGGAUUUACAUGAACAAUGGGGUUAUGAAGCACCUCAACGCGAAAUUGCAGCUCGAUAUCGCCCGCCAUUUUGCUACGAUGCGGUUAGUGUCUGUCGAAUGUGUGGACCAAUUCUCUUUGAACACACCACAGCAACACCCGAUGCCUACAGCGAUCAAACAAUGGCGCGGUCAAGUUCCGUCGGUGUCCUAUCAACCAGCAAAUCGUCGAAAAUGCGGCCAGUUGCUGACAAUGCUGAGCGACGGACAUUCUGUUCCGACCCGUACGCCUUACCGCCAUUAUUUGGCGACGAUGUGAUCGAAGACGGAGACAGCUACGUAAGCGAAGAAGUGGCCAACGAAAUACUACGAGCUAGUGGCGGUGGGGCUGUUCAGGAGUCUCCAGCCAAGGCGAUGGUGUACUCGCAGCAGCAGACCGACACUUCGGCAUUUAUGAGCUCCAAGGAAUGGGAAGUUAUUAACCCGAUGCGAAGUAAUAUUCGGCAAGUUAUGGAGAACACAGUUAAACUCUAA